Grus americana (Whooping crane) is the source of this 4325-nucleotide messenger RNA. Its product is annotated as G-protein coupled receptor 35-like. NCBI's taxonomy places the organism in Eukaryota, Metazoa, Chordata, Aves, Gruiformes, Gruidae. Gene Ontology annotation, cellular component: membrane. The coding region runs from base 1075 to 2031 and encodes 318 amino acids. The record is from RefSeq and is a predicted model, not a curated record. Gene Ontology annotation, molecular function: chemokine receptor activity. Gene Ontology annotation, biological process: positive regulation of Rho protein signal transduction; phospholipase C-activating G protein-coupled receptor signaling pathway; chemokine-mediated signaling pathway. The transcript has 2 exons.
GUGCUCCAGGAGAGAGUAUGGAGGAGCCUUCCCUGCCCACUUACUUACACAGUUUCCCCUGUGACCUAAAUCUGCCAUCAGGGAGCCCACGGCUCCUGCCCAGUCUGCUGCGGUCACCUUGGGACCACCAGCUCAGGACCCAGGAAUUAGUGGGAGAAAUCCUGAGGGAGUCAGAGUCUGGCUCCUGUCAGCUGGCUCACACAGAUGGAACUGCAACUGCUGCAGCCAACAGACAAGAAAGGCCAUCAAAAUGACUAUAAAAUACCACUGGGGCACGUUCUUAAACAUGUUUUUAAAGAUCCUGACACCUUUGGUGUGCUCACUGCCAUACCGGUAUCUCUCACCCGUGCCCAGUUGGCAGUGACUAUCGUUACCAGCUUGGGCUUUCCAGGGAUGCUGAUGAGCAGUGCUAGACACCUGGCUGCUUCGCAGAGGACGAGUAGGCUUGUAACAUCUGUCACCUUUUUGCAAAGGCACCGAAGAGAAGCAUGCUGGGUCCCCUCGCCCUGGGCUCACUGUCAUAGAGUGCACGAGCAUUGACGCGUCCCCUUGGAAAGGCCAUCGGCCCCCCCCCGCCUGGGGCACGCUCUGCAACCGCACCGGAGGCUGUGUGGGCUGCUGUGCUCCCCGGGGGACUUUUCACUGCCAGAAGGGCAAUUUGCAACCAUUAUGGGUUUUAUUUCAGAAAUUAUGUUUUCCCACGACUGAAAAUAUUAAAUUUUAAUUGCUAGUUUGUGUGAGGUGAGUGGGGGGAGCACAGACUGAGAAAAAUGACGGUGCAGCAUUCAGCGGAUUGAGUCGAACAAUAGAGGGCACCAGAGACUCGACCAUCCCAAAAAGUAGGUGAUAAAUGAAGCACUUUUGAGGAACAAGAGUUCAUUGCUGUGCUUCAGCGCUCCUGGGCUAUCAACAGCAGGCUCCCAGGCAGCUGUGCCGUGCACGGAGCAGCACCUUGCGCUGGCACCUACGGCCUCGACAGAUCUCCUCCCCUGCCAGGACACCCGCAUCUACACUGCAACCUUUCUGAGGACUAAAUCCACCUGACAGCCCCGCAAGAAACAGAGAGUGCCCAACAUGGAGAACUGCACUGAAAACGAUGUGCGGCAGAAUGACACUGCACAGACUAUUUGGCUAUUUCAACUUACCGUCUACAUCCCAGUGCUCAUUUUGGGGAUCCCACUGAACGUAAUUGCUUUCUGGGUCUUCUGCUGCAAGCUGAAGAGGUGGACCGAGACCAGGGUGUACCUGAUCAACCUCAUGGUCGCAGACAGUUUUCUGCUCUUUGCCCUGCCUUUCCUGAUAUAUUUUACCAGCUACAACCAUCCCAUAGACAAUCUCUGUUUCACCAUACAGAACAUCUAUUUUGCAAACAUGCCUAUGAGCAUCCUUAUCAUCACCCUCAUUGCGAUUGAUCGAUACAUUGCAAUCAAGUUCCCUCUAAAAUCAAAUAUUCUUCAAUCCCCACUGAAAUCGGCUUCUAUCUGUGGGUUUCUUUGGAUAGUACUGAUAAUUUACUCCUACUUGCGUCAAAAAUUUCAUAAAGCAAAGGAAAACUUCUGCUUUCGGAAAGAGUCUACUGAACCUAACUAUUUAACAUUAUUCUCCAUUAUCUUUGGGUUUAUUAUUCCCUUAGGGAUUGUGAUUUUUUGCUCAGUACAAGUCAUCAAAUGUCUCAAAAAGAAAAUGGCCACGAGCCCUCAUGAGACAAAGUUAAUCCAGAAAGCAAUCCACAUUGUUUCUGUGAAUUUGUGUGUGUUCGUUGUAUGUUUUUCACCUUUCUACAUCACACUGCUCUUGCGGUUUGCAGUGGAUAUUGCUGGAGCUUGUUCUCUGCUCUCAGAAGUUAGAGCCUCUGUUUGGAUCUGUGCAUGCUUAGCAAAUUCUAACUGCUGUUUGGAUGCAGUUUGCUAUUACUUUGCCGCCAAGGAAUUUCAGGAAUUUCCUUCUCUGUUCACCACUUUUAUAUCAAUGAGGUCCAAGACGAAGCAAAGCCAAGAGUCACAGCCACCCACAGAACAAGUCAUGAUAUAAACAAGGUGUAGCGCACUGUAGGUGUUGAGAACCACAGUGCUGAAGCAGAGGGAAUGGGACCACCUACAGUAUUUGCAAUCAUUAUAGGUAUAGGCAUACCUGCAAAAAGGGGCAACCCCCUCCAAUGGGUCUGAUAUUAACUUGAUUUUUGUCCGUCUGUCCUCAGUGACUUGACUCCAGCUCUGACUAUUGUCUUGGACUGUUGUAUCACAGCUUCAGGCAUCUCCUGGUCCAGAGGGAAAGCCACGUGGUAUGGAGAAUAGAUAAAGCUAUUGUUUCUGCCAUGCGCUUAUUUGUACAUAUCACACAGCUAAACAUAGGAAACUGAGCACCCUUACAGCAAUACACAAAUCCACUUCUAACACUGUAAUAUAUACGGUCACUUAAAAACCAAGAGAAAGCCCCUGUACUACAAUGCCAAACCUAACACAUCUGUGCUGCUCACAUCAAAGAAUUUGCCCGUACAGUGGUAGUUUCCUGCCAACCUAUAUAAUUUCAAAGCUCACAUCUAUUGCCAAGAUGCAGCUAUUGCUGUGCAUGGAGUAAACCGCAGGAGUUAGACAGUGGCAUGAGACUGUUGUUCCAUUGCUGCCAUAAAACACUUGUAUUAGCUUGUAGCAAUGCCCUGGCAUUUGUGAGACUAAAAUAUUUGUGGGUAUAAAUAAAGCCAUUUUUGCAUGGAUAAAAUGAGCUACACAAAGCAUUGCGGACCACAGAACAGAUCCUUUGUAUUCUGCAUAUCAGUUAUAAAGCUGUGAAGAUCUUACCUCACCCAAGUGUAAGAUAAGCCCUGGCGACAGAUUUGUUGUUGUACUUUAAUGGGAUCAAAUCUUCAGUGGGUGUCCUGUCUGGUGAGAGAUGAUUGCAUCUGCCCUAGUUGUCACAGCCUCACGCUGCAGGAGCAUUGAUGCCCAGAAAACAGCAACGAGCAACAUGGAGCAGAUGCAGCCCUGAUCCCUCCCUUACCACCCACGAACAGUUUUCAGGGGAGGUUUGGUGAGAGUGGAGUGUGUAAGGCCCUUCUGCAGAGACAGGGCAGAUCCACAGCUGAGGGCUUCUCAGCAUUCCCUGAGUGAUGAAGCAUUGCUUUGGAUUUGGGUUUUUUUCUUUCAGCUGCUUGGACAGUGCAGGGUGGGGGUUCACCAGCUCUCCUAUACCUCAUUUUGAGACAUUUAACUCUUUCCAAUACAAAUUACAGAGAGCCUUGAUCUACCCUACCUGGAUACCAGAUCAGGCAUCAGUUUUAAUGUCCAACUUUGCAGGUACCAAACUCUAUAAUAUCCCUGCUUGCUGACUAUGCACAAUGUAUCCUCCCACCCCACGGGGAAGUGACACCAGAGCACUCAAAACAGUUUAGCCACAAAGGGGCACUGGAAGGAAGUAGCACAAAGAGAAAUCUAGGCUGAGAGGGGAGCCAGUGCCAGGACGUGACUACUUGAUGUUUAUCUGCACAGAAAUUUCAUCUAACAUUUUAUCACAUAGUCACUUCAAUAACUUAAAGUCAGCAUGGGAAACAUUAGAAAGUUUUUGAAAUGCAUGUGAUAGCUGUAUCUUGGUUAGCUUCAUGGUCCUUGACUUUCAGUGUCUUCUGACUUGUAAACCCCUAAAAAAUUCCUCCAGGGAAUGCACACCCAUAUUCCGCUCAUUUAAACCUAUAGACAACUUUCUUAGUGACAACUUACAAAUAGUUCCCCUACAAGUGGCCUGUCACCUUCUAGUGUCUGCAGACCACAUGCUGAAACCACUGUCUUGACAUUUGCCAGACAACAUAGGAAGCAACUAUUGCCAUCACAGAAAGUACUCCCCAUGCAAACAUUAGAUCUACCUGCUUUAUAUCAAUACUUUGGCAGAGGUCUGAGAAUGAUGGAAGGUACAGUGAGCAACUGUGGCAUAAAAAUGGGUUAAACAGCUCAGGUCAUUCAGAUGAUCAUUUAUGUGCUAAUUUUCUUCUUUGAUGUAUUAUUUAUGCUCUGGCAUUACUGGUAUUUUACUGCAAGCAGAGCAAAAGGGACAUGUGUGUAUGUGACCAACUUAAUCAUUGCACACUGUUGUUUGAACCUCAAUCUGCCUUUAAAAGUCUGUUUUCAAAGACAGGAAAAGAUACAAGAGACAAAUAGUGCCUGAUCUUAAAAACCAUCUGUUGCUUAAGGAGAUGAGUGAGCGUUAUCACCCUUGUAGCUGUCAACAAAGAGGAUGCAAUUAACUACCCUCGGAGAACAAGAGGCUUAGGGUCCCUCUUAACCCAUUCUCCUUUACGGCAUGCUGUCAAUCUUCAUGACAGGCAUCACUUACGU